Molecule: messenger RNA, 1075 nt
Organism: Priapulus caudatus
Lineage: Eukaryota; Metazoa; Priapulida; Priapulimorpha; Priapulimorphida; Priapulidae
Product: proteasome subunit beta type-7-like
Cellular component (GO): proteasome core complex
Molecular function (GO): threonine-type endopeptidase activity
Source: RefSeq, a predicted model, not a curated record
GAUGGAGUCAUUCUUGGAGCAGACACAAGAGCAACAGAAGACACAAUCGUCGCUGACAAAAACUGUGCAAAGAUUCAUUAUAUUGCACCCAACAUAUAUUGCUGUGGAGCUGGCACGGCUGCCGACACAGAAAUGACGACACAGAUGGUGUCUUCCAACCUGGAGCUUCACCGUCUCAACACUGACAGGAAUGUGCGUGUCGCAACUGCAAACCAAAUGCUGAAGCAGCAUCUCUACAGAUACCAAGGCUACAUUUCGGCAGCUUUGGUUCUUGGUGGUGUUGACAUUGCUGGUCCCCACCUAUACUCAAUCUACCCACAUGGCUCUACUGAUAAGUUGCCAUACGUCACUAUGGGCUCUGGCUCACUUGCUGCAAUGGCAAUUUUUGAAGAUGGCUGGAAGCCUAAUAUUGAUCUUGAGGAAGGCAAGGCACUAGUAAAGACAGCAAUCAGAGGAGGUAUCUUUAAUGAUCUUGGGUCUGGCAGUAAUGUAGACCUGUGUAUCAUCACCAAGGACAAGGUAGACUACAUACGACCAUAUGAGGAAUCGAAUGAGAAGGGCAAAAGACAAGGUUCUUACAAAUACAAACGUGGCACAACGUCAGUUCUUACUAAGGAUGUGAUUAGGUUUGAUGAGCUGGAUAUCGAGGUUGUAAGUGAAGAAGCAAUGGAGACAUCAUAAGACCCAUAGGUGGCAAGAUCAGAGCGAGGCAUCAUUUAUUGUGCUGCACAGAGGUGAUUGUGCUGAAUAAGAAAAUGGAAACCAUGUACAAAUGUUUAGUUACAUAUAUGAUACACCUCCGUACAGCAACCUUUGCUCGUUCACUGUUUUGAGACUAUGCCUUAGAAUGCCAACAAUGGUAAGAAACUUUUCCAUGACUGAUAUUGGUAUUAUACCAUACUGUCAGGUGUCAAUCUAGCACUGUGGUCGAUUAUAGUCCAAGUGGUCAUUGCCAUGGUAAACUUAGAUACAUCGUCACGUUUAAAUUGUUAAAAUUAAUAAAUGACUCCAAUAUAACCUGUAAUUCCAUUAAACAAUAAAAAAAGAAAAGAAACGAAGAACACUCUGUUUUUUA